Daucus carota subsp. sativus is the source of this 1174-nucleotide messenger RNA. RefSeq lists its product as uncharacterized. NCBI's taxonomy places the organism in Eukaryota, Viridiplantae, Streptophyta, Magnoliopsida, Apiales, Apiaceae. The coding region runs from base 97 to 891 and encodes 264 amino acids. The record is from RefSeq and is a predicted model, not a curated record. The transcript is spliced from 2 exons.
GUCCAUAUCAUGCAUUAGCAGAAGAAAAAAACGGAAUUUUUAAGAAGAUAAAACGAAUUCACCUGGUUUAAUCUUACUGUUGUCACCGGCAACACAAUGGGGUCCUGCUUUAGCAAGCACCCCACCUCUGAAAAUUUCAGCACGGAGGUCAAGGUUGCCCGAUACGAAGGCCCCGUGGUGGUGGAGCUCUUCUCAUCUCUGGGAGAUGCCAACUCACCAGAAGCAGAGAUGCUCUUCUCCAGACUGGGCAGGGGUGACUUUAAAUUGGAAAUGCCGGUGAUUUUGUUGGCUUACCAUGUGGAUUAUUGGAAUCAUAUGGGUUGGAAAGAUCCCUUCGGGUCUAGUUUAUGGACGGCACGUCAAAAGGCCUAUGCGGAGGCUCUGCAAAUCGAUGACUUGUAUACGCCCCAAGCCGUUUUUCAAGGGAAAGCUCAGUGCAUGGCAAGUGUUGAGGAUAAACUGUUAUCGCGCAUAACAAGUGCACCUAGAUAUCCUGGUCUGGAAUUCCAGGCCACAUUUCAAAGACCGACGGAGAACAGCCUGCAAGUAACACUUACGGGUCAUCUAAACUCGGAUGUCGAUAGUCAUGGUGUUGACAUUAAUGUUGCCCUUUAUGAAAACGGUCUGGUGACCGAUGUUGAAAAUGGACCAAACAUUGGACGAGUUUUGACGACCGAUUAUGUAGUCAGGAAACUCGCAAAGCUCAGCUCCGUUAAAAACAUUUCUGCCGACACACCCAUCUCAGAAACUCUCAAGUUCGCUCUUUGGGAUGGUUUUGACAGCAGCAAAUGUGGCAUCGCAGUCUUCCUUCAGAAUGACUCUCAUCAUAUAUUUGGUUCACAAGACAUCAAGUUGCCCAAGGAUCUACAAGUAAAAGAAGAGGAAGAAUAAGAAGAAUAACUUAAGUGCUUCUAGUGACAAUCUAGAUUUCCAGACCAGAAAAUCAGUGUGGGCAUGAGAAAGUACGUAUGAUUGCAAUAAGCAUGUCCUGAAACUUAGCAUUCCAACUACAUAUGUACCAUACAGAAUGAUGUCUCACUGUAAUGAUCAGUUGCAGACUAGCAUUACUGGCAGGUGGAGACAGAACAGUCUAAUGCAUGAAAUUUCUUAAAGAUAUUCGGUACUUCUCAUUACUUGGCAUUGUAAGUUGCAAUGCUGAACUAGAACUAGAACA